AUGUAAUAAAGCUUAUACGUUGAUAAAUAAAGAAGAUCUAAAGAACGAUAUGUUUAUGAAGCAAACAAUCUUGUUCAAUAAUGGAGAGAUUUAUUUGAGAAUGGGUAUAAGGAUUAUGCUGGAAAUUUUAUAAAACCUUCUCUUAAAGAAGCAGCUAAUCUAGUUGGAUGUUCAAAGAAAACUUUGGAAGAUUAUUAUAGCUAAAUUUGAAA
Paramecium sonneborni is the source of this 212-nucleotide messenger RNA. Lineage: Eukaryota; Ciliophora; Oligohymenophorea; Peniculida; Parameciidae. The record is from the annotation of a GenBank genome assembly.